GUCACAUCCGUGACGCAGGCUGAAAGAAGGACAAGGCGCAGCAUCCCUACAUCCUCCAUCGCAUUAAUCUCAACCCGACGCUGACAACAGAGACAAGAAACGAUUUUGUGGCUUGCUUUCAGGCCCAAUCACAUCAAACAGAAUGACUAAAGAGAAAACUUCUGAGGUGGAAGAGGCACAACCAGCAUCUGAGUUCACCAGCCCUGUUCAUGAACCUCGCAAGAAACCCAUGGUGCAUCCAUCUGCACAGGCUCCACAUCCCAAGGACUAUGCGUUCACCUUCUUUGACCCAAAUGAUCCAGCGUGUAUGGAGAUUCUGAUUGACCCUCUGACCACAAUCCCAGAGCUAUUCGCCAUCAUCCGCCAGUGGGUUCCACAAGUUCAGCACAAGAUCGAUAUCAUAGGCAAUGAGAUUUUAAAGCGAGGUUGCCAUGUCAACGACCGCGACGGCCUGACAGAUAUGACUCUUCUCCACUACUGCUGCAAAGCGGGAGCUCAUGGAGUGGGUGAUCCUGAGGCAGCGCUCCGGCUGUCCAAUCAGCUCAUAGCUCUGGGUGCUGAUGUGAGUCUGCGCAGUCGUUGGACCAACAUGAACGCUCUCCAUUAUGCAGCUUACUUCGAUGUGCCAGAACUGAUCCGCGUUUUGCUCAAAGCCUCCAAGCCUAAAGUGCUCAACUCCACCUGUAGUGAUUUUUAUCAUGGCACAGCCCUGCACAUUGCCGCCUCCAACCUCUGCCUGGGCGCCGUCAAGUGUCUGCUGGAACAUGGAGCCAACCCCUCUGUCAGAAAUGAUAAAGGUCAAGACCCUGCCGAGGUCGUUCCUGACCCCAUAGACAUGAGUCUGGAUAAAACAGAGGCUGCUAUGGUGGCUAAAGAGCUGAAGCAGUUGCUGCUGGAUGCAGUGCCGCUCAGCUGUAACCUUCCCCGUGCCACCCUGCCAAACUAUGACAACAUCCCCGGAAACCUCAUGCUCUCUUCCCUGGGCCUCAAACUUGGGGGCCGUGUGGUGCUGGACGACAUGAAGACUGGCACCCUCCGUUUCUGUGGCACCACUGAUUUCGCCAGCGGGCAAUGGGUGGGCAUUGAGCUGGAUGAGCCAGAGGGCAAGAACGACGGGAGUGUGGGUGGGAUCCGCUAUUUUAUCUGCUCCCCAAAACAAGGUAUCUUCACCCCUGUGUCAAAAAUCAGCAAAGCUGUUGAACAGACCCCCUCUUCUGUCACCUCCACCCCCAAAACCCCUCGCAUGGAUUUGUCUCGUGUGACCGGCAAGAUCAAGAAAGAGAAAAAAGAGAAAGAUCGCGAGAAGAUUCCGAGAAAGAAGUCUCUGUCUGGGGGUUUGGAUCCUGAUGGAGUGAAGGUUGAAGUUGGGGAUCAGGUGCUGGUGGCCGGCCAAAAGCAAGGAAUAGUCCGCUUCUUUGGAAAGACAGACUUUGCUCCUGGAUAUUGGUUUGGUGUGGAAUUGGAGCAGCCCACUGGAAAGCAUGACGGCAGUGUAUUUGGAGUGCGUUACUUCCACUGUUUGCCCAAAUAUGGGGUUUUUGCACCACCAUCCCGUGUUCAGAGAAUUGGAGGGCCCAAAGACUCCGAGGGGGAUGGGACACUAGUGAAGAAAGUCCAUCAGGUGACUAUGUCCCAGCCGAAGCGUAACUUUAAUACGGUGCGGUCUCCGAAAGACAUAACAUCUGAGAAUUCCAUAUCCAGCAGGUUGCUGUUCUGUUGCUGGUUUCCCUGGAUGCUCCGUGCAGAGAUGCAGUCCUAAAUCCACUGGUUACAUCUUUAAUUCUAUCUCCUCCUCUUUCUGUUCCUCCUCAAGAUAAAAUCUCACUCCCUUCUGUGUACAUCCAUUAUUCACAUGUGCUUCUUUCUGUGAACUAACCAGACUGCUGUCAGAGGCACAGCUGUACACCCUCUCCUCCCACCCCUUUGACAGCAAUUCAAUAACAAAAAAUAGUGCCUUGUGAAGUAAGUAAUGUCCUGCAUUCCGAUUAUUAAAUUACAGACAAAUAAGCAAUCUUUUGUUAAAUCUAAAUAAGGCAAAAUCAUACCCACUAAAAGCCAUUCAUGUCUCUGUAUCUGCUUGGGUUUUUUGAUAAACCACUGUGAGUAGAUUAUUGGCAGAAUUCAAGCUUGUUAAUACAGUCAUGAUACAAACAAGCAGGGUCGGACUGGCCGUCGGGAGAAUCAGGAGAUUUCCCGAACGGCCGGUCAAAGUAACAGCCGCGGCAAAGCACGCUUGUAGGCUUUUGUUGCUUAAAUGUGUAAAGGUGCUUUUUGUUUAAUUUGGUUUUGAAACAUGUUGCUGCUGUAUUAUGAACCUGUCUUAAUUUCCAGUAUUUUAGUGCAAACUUUGGCUAUAUUCCUAAGUUUCAAAUGCCUGUUAUUUAUUUAGUUUUAGUAGGUGGCUUAAAUUAUUUGUGAAUUAUAAGUGAAAUUCUGAAAGCUUAUAAAAAUGUUUUAUAAAAAACACUGUCCUCUGAAAAUAUUGAUGCUGCCAAUGUGAAAAAAGAACAGGGUUUUCCCAUCUGAGCCCAAUGUUUUCUUCAUCCACAAUUACCCUUAUGCAAUUGUAUAGAUUAAAGUAUAAAUAUUGCAUGACAUUUGCAGGCAUGGGUACGUUUUACGGUGCUUCAACUGUUCUGAGAUGCGGUGAGAGGCCUGCUUUAGAUUUUAGAAGCUAAUUAAUCACUUGUCAUUUCAUUAAAAUCUACCACAGAGCCAAAAAUAAGCUACAUGAUAUCCUAAAGGCUAAAUUACCAAUUACUCCAAAUUACAUAUUAUAGAUUUUUAAACUACCUUCUAAACUACAUUCUUGACCUUUAAUAAAAAACGAGGUAGACAAAAUUAAAAGGUCUGAUUCCAUAACCCAAUAACCAUAAAAAUAAAACCACAAACGUAUUUCUCUCACCAAAAAAAAACAAACAAAAAAAAAAAUAGAAAAAUAAAAUGCAUAUGCUUUAUUGUUAUUUGCUUUAAAAUAAAGUAUAAUUUGCACCUUUUUCAGAAGUUACAGGCCAGACAAUUUUUAUGCAUUGUACGUUUUAUCCAUUGUUGUCCUUAACAACACUCUAGUUUCUACAGUCUAAAAAAGCUGUUAGAUCAGCCCCAAUUAUCCCUUCUCACACUCUGUCAUUCAUUUUGCAACAUUGAUUCGUUUUGUGAAUGCUCUUCUUUAAAAUUCUGAUCGUAAAAAAGUAUGUGCUUAUUAUAUUGUAAUCAAGUGUGUGGGUAAAAACAGCAAUAUUUACUCUGUCAACUUGCAUAUGAAUAUGGAUAGAACUUUGUCAACUUUAUUACCACCUAUAGAAGCACAGCAUGAGUAAAAGUGUCUGCCCCUUAUAGAUAACCUGGGAUCAAACAUUAUUAGGUAAAAUCACUAAAACGAUCCCAGAAUGGGCAGAUAUUGUAAAGGAGAGAUAAAAAACAAAACAAAAAAAAAACAAUGCUUUUCUCAUGUGCUCUCCUAAACAACUUUCUUGUGAACACUUGAUGAACUGCACUGAUCUGCAAAAAAAGAGCAAAUUGCAAAAUUGAAAAUGUACUGCUUAAACAGGUCUGAAUAGCUUUUGAUUUCUUCAGCUGCCAUGCCAUUAUUCAUUAAUAUAUUCAGAGUUAUAGAAUUUGUGUGGUAGGUUUAGCGUUGACACAGUAGUGAUUAGAGUAGUAUUCUUCUAAUGGAGUUCAAAGGUCAGCUCACAACAAACCUUGUGCAUACUCAGUUUGAUGAAACCUAUUGUGACUUGUUGAGUAUGUUGCUUUAUGGUGACUUACAGUUGUACAAAUCAUCAAUAUCUCACUGUUAUAAAAAUGAUUUACGUUAAUUUCAGCACAAGUCACAUUUCAUUGUUUGAUGCCAAAAGGAAAACAAAAAGGUAUGACUGUAAAUCGACCAUUUCAUUUGUAACUAUCUCACAUUGACUGGCUUACCCUCCACACUUUUAAGUUUCAAGUCUUGAGAGUUUAAAUGUGACAUCUAACAUUGUCAGCAAUGCUUUUUGUCAUUUUCUAUCCAGUUGUGUAAUUGGUAUAGUUAAUUUCUAAACAUUUAUUCGUCCAAGAAAAUAUCUAUUUUAAUAAUUUUACAAUGUACUUUUUUAACGUUAGGCCAAUGUGUUUUGUGUUUUCAUGUUAACAAUACUCUGUAAAUGGAAUUAAUGUGGAUAUUAUUUAUGAAUUCAGUUCGGGAUUUGAUGGACAAUACAGUAACUGUACUGCAUGCUGUGUAUACUUUUUGCUGGGGUUUUCUUCCUACAGUGUAUCAGCAUGAAAAGUUUAUUAAUUACUUAAAGUGAAACUAUCCUGACUAUGGAUAUAUGAUUAAUAAACAUUUAGGUUUUA
Molecule: messenger RNA, 4335 nt
Organism: Myxocyprinus asiaticus (Chinese sucker)
Lineage: Eukaryota; Metazoa; Chordata; Actinopteri; Cypriniformes; Catostomidae
Gene: clip3
Product: CAP-GLY domain containing linker protein 3
Exons: 14
Coding region: 143-1759 (538 amino acids)
Biological process (GO): cytoplasmic microtubule organization
Cellular component (GO): cytoplasm; nucleus; microtubule plus-end
Molecular function (GO): microtubule plus-end binding
Source: RefSeq, a predicted model, not a curated record